Molecule: messenger RNA, 1362 nt
Organism: Penaeus chinensis
Lineage: Eukaryota; Metazoa; Arthropoda; Malacostraca; Decapoda; Penaeidae
Product: alpha-(1,3)-fucosyltransferase C-like
Exons: 9
Coding region: 100-1362 (420 amino acids)
Cellular component (GO): membrane
Molecular function (GO): alpha-(1->3)-fucosyltransferase activity
Source: RefSeq, a predicted model, not a curated record
AAGAAUAAUUGGUUUAUUGAACGAGAGAGAGAGGUUAAAGUUACGUAUUUCUUCGAUUUUAAGCAAAUUUUCGUGAAUCGAGGAGAGUUUGCGAACAAAAUGGCGGCCAGCGCGAGGAAGGUGAUUCUCGCCGUGACCUUCUGCCUGGGAAUGGUCGCCGAGAUCUCGCUCCACGCUUCCCGCGGAAUCACCUGGUCAACACCCCGUUACGCAAAGGCCCCAAGACCGACUCAGCUUCUGACACACCAACAGCCUCUCCUUGACGCCAACCCGACGAAACAUGACGUGAAUAUAACAUUACAGGAAGAGAUACCAGAUGACCUCAAGGCAGAGCCAGCGCACGGUGAAGAUACCACGUCACUGAAGAAGAUAUUGGUCUGGAAUGAUAUGUACGGCAAGUUCCACUACGGCUUCGGGCUGGGCAGAGAGCCCUUCGUGAGAGCCGGCUGUCGGGUUGACGGGUGCUUCGUGACGGCCGACAGGAGGCGCUUCUCUGCCGGGGAGUUGGAUGCCCUCGUCUGGCACUUCAGGAGCAGCGACUUGUCUCUCCCGGAAGUUCGGUCGCCUCACACAAGAUACGUGUUCCGGAUGCAAGAGUCUCCCGCCUAUCUCUACUCCUCUGUCCAGCCUUACAAUGGACUCUUCAACUGGACUUUCACCUACCGCCUGGACUCCGAUUUUCCCAGCCCCCACGGCUUCGUCCUGAACAGAAGCCCACAGCCCAUAGACGCAGUUUCAGUGACCAAGAACAAGACGAAGUUAAUUGCCUGGUUCGUGUCCAACUGCCAUUCUGAAAGCGGUAGGGAGAGCCUGGCCCGGACCCUACAGCAAUUCGUGGACGUCGACACCUUCGGCAGGUGCGGGCCGCUGGAGUGCCUUCGGGCGCGCCAGAGCGAGUGCUACGCCAUGUUGGAACGCGACUACAAGUUCUACCUGGCCUUUGAGAACUCCCUGUGUUCAGAUUACGUCACGGAAAAGUUCUUCGGUGUUUUGCAGUACUACGUGGUGCCCGUCGUCUGGGGAUCAGCCGACUACCUCAAGCAGGGUCCUAGGCAUUCCUACGUUGACGCCAGGGACUUCGCUGAUGUCGCGUCGCUGGCUCGGUAUCUCAAGUACCUCGAUGCCAAUCACACGGCGUAUAUGGAGUAUUUCAGUUGGAAAUCAGACCAACAACUGGCGACAGGCUGGUCCGCAUCCGCCAAGCCCUGGUGCGACUUAUGCGAACGCUUGCACUCGGAUCCGGCGCCAAAAUACUACGACGACCUGCAAGCCUGGUUUGUGAAUGGCUCCUCGUGCGAGUCGCCCUUGUCACGUGACCUCGCUCGCUUCAUUCAUGGAGAGACGGUGACGCUGCGUUUCUGA